GAAGAGAAGAAAGAAAGCAAAAAGAGAAGAAGGAAGCCAAAGACAAGAAGGAAGCCAAAGACAAGAAAGAAGCCAAAGACAAGAAAGAAGCCAAAGACAAAACAGAAGCCGAGGACAAGAAGGAAGCCAAAGACAAGAAGGAAGCCAAAGACAAGAAGGAAGCCAAAGACAAGAAGGAAGCCGAAGACAAGAAGGAAGCCGAAGACAAGAAGGAAGCCAAAGACAAGAAGGAAGCCAAAGACAAGAAGGGUGCAAGCCGUCACAAGACAGCCCGCGAGUCCGAGGAGGUGGGUGCAGAUGAAGAAUCCGAGAAUGAGUUUGAUCAAGUGGCCCUCUUGGAAGCACAGAUAGCAGCUGAGGAGCUUGCUGCGUGCUCCCCAAUGGCGUCAGAAGCCUCAGAAGGUUCCGAGAGUUCCGGUGACGAGGAUGAUGAUGAUGGACAGGCCGAAUCGGAGGAGGCAGAGGAGCAGGACAAUGAUGGUGAAUGUGAUGCCGAGGAGGAAAUCCUCCAGUCGCAAGAGUGCCACCUGGAUGAAGAAGACAUGCCAAGUGGUACCUCAUCUGAGGCAGAGUCUGGGAACGAGUCUGAAGAUGAAGAGCCGGCCCCCGACCCAAAUUCCUUGAGGGCGGCCGCAGAAGAGGAGGACGAAGAUAUAGUGCGAAACAGUAAGACGCACAAGAAGGAAUGGGCCGUGUUUGAUCGGGCGAUCAAGAAUCGCCAGAAGUUCCCCGUCAGCCUGAGUUCCUACGUGGGCAAAUCCAAGACGGAUUUGUUUGGUGCCUGGCUCGAUUGCAACGGCAAUUGGGACGAGCUACACGUGAUUUGUGACGCGCGGCACGUUCCCACUCAGGGUGGCAAAGACUUGAAGCUGAAAUACCCCGACGAGGCCAUGUACAAGCAGGUGAUUGCCUCAAGAAAAGCCGAAGGACGGUGGUACAAAGACAAAGAUUUCCCCGACAACGAGGAUGAAGCAUGGUAUUAUAUGCCGAAGGGCCACCUGCUGCGGCUGGACAAUGCCACAAGUGAAAAGCAGCUGCUUCGGGCGGAGCAGAACAUGGAUGAAGAUUUGGCAAAGAUUCUCGAAGAGAACAAUGUGCUUCAAGCGGGCACUUUGCCCGCUGCGCAGGCAGCCACCGAGGCUGGGGAGAAGGCCCUCUUGAGCCUCUUCGACGAGCCGGGAGGGAUUCAGAAACGAAUCCCAAAGACGAAGAAGGAAAAGGAAAAGGAUGAGGCUGAGGAGAUGAAGCCCAAGACCCUGAAAGAGCAAGUGGCAGAAAAGGAAGCCGAAAUCCUGAAGGAUUCUACGGAGGCUCGCAAAACCUCCAUCACCCUGACCAAGCUGAACUACGGCGGCCAGCUAUCCGAGCAGUUGCUCAAGUACUCGAAGCAGAUGGAGUCUGCCUACAAGAAGAUGUGUCAGCUGGACAAAGAUGGAAACACAAAAGCUUUGAAGAAAGUUAUGAAGUGGGCGGAGCAGAAGAAGCCAUGGUUCAAGCAAGCCCAGGCCGCAGCAAACGGCCUGCAGUCUGGAUUGAAAUCCAAAAAGAAGGCGGCAGCAAAGAAGCCAGCCGCCAAGAAUGUGCAGCCGGCUUUGCAGAAGUGCAUAGGCGUGGCUGCUGAUGACCUAUCCAAGCCGAGGCUUGGUCGUUCUGAUCGUCGUGUGCUUAGCUUGUACCGCUACAAUGUUUGGCAGCAGCAAUGGUUCGUGAUGGAAUACCCCAAGAAGCCGUGGCUUCGAGGCCUCUAUGGAGUGACUUUGGAGCCAUACUUUAUAAAUGUCAUGCUUGAAAGAGACGAUGACGUUGUUGAUGACACUCCUUUGAAGGGGACGGUUUCCACGCGGAUACCUGUGCGGGAGUGUCACUAUUUCUCUCGCCACUACAACUGCAUCCUGCUGUGCGACCGAUGUUGCGCAAAGACGCCGACAGAAAAAAAUAUGGAUGACAUGAACUACAAAAACUUUUCGGCAAAUGCUCCGUAUCUUCUCACGAGUAUUGAUCACAACAUGUACCUCAACACAACUCCUGCAGCCGAACUUUCACCGUGGACGGCUAUGCCAGGAUGGAAGAUUGAGAAUACUUUCUUUGACUGGAUGCAUGUUGUGUUGCUGGGGAUCGCAAGAGAUGUGGUUGCUGCUGCUAUCAAGCUGAUGGCAAUGCGGGGUGUGAUUUCCAUGCCAAACUUGCGCCAAGAGCUGAGAAGCCUUACAGUUUGGAUCAAGAAGGAGCGCAAGAGCGUUCUGGUGUGGGGCAUGGCGAGAAAGCUCCGGGUGGUGUUGCAAAACUAUCAGGAUGAGGAGUUGGUGCAAAUGGCAAUAGUGGUACGAGCACUCAACAAGGCCCAACGAUUGUUGGACAACUCCGACUUCUUCAUGACCGAGGGCGAUUCUACAAGAUUCAACGACCUGGUUCAAUUACACCUGCGGACGUGGCAGCGGCUGGCUUUGAAAUUUGAGGCCUUGGGUAUCGCUUUGUGUAAAAUCCGCCCGAAGCACCACUAUCUUCAACACAUUGGUCUGUAUGUGGCUGCGACACGAGUGAACGUGCGAAUACAUCAAAAUUUCAAUUCAGAAUCGUACAUGGGCAAGAUGAAAAAGAUUGCUGUGAAGUGCCAUUCGGCUUCUAUGAUGCUGCGGGUGCAACAAAGGUAUGUGCUUUACCUGGCUUUAUCAUGGGAGCGAGCAAAACGAGCAUCUACUGGGGCCGCCGGUGCUGCACUUACUGGAAAUGAGACUCUGGAAGAGCUCUUGCUCUGCGAUUGGCAAAACGACAAUAAAAGAUCUUUCAGCAGCUCUAGCGCCGAAGCUUCCAAGAGACGAUGCAUCAUGGGCAUUACAUGA
Molecule: messenger RNA, 2840 nt
Organism: Symbiodinium necroappetens
Lineage: Eukaryota; Dinophyceae; Suessiales; Symbiodiniaceae
Source: the annotation of a GenBank genome assembly